This is a messenger RNA of Bipolaris sorokiniana ND90Pr, 1569 nucleotides long. RefSeq lists its product as uncharacterized. The record is from RefSeq and is a predicted model, not a curated record. Gene Ontology annotation, cellular component: mitochondrion. The transcript has 2 exons. Lineage: Eukaryota; Fungi; Ascomycota; Dothideomycetes; Pleosporales; Pleosporaceae. Bases 1 to 1569 code for a protein of 522 amino acids. Gene Ontology annotation, molecular function: iron ion binding; trimethyllysine dioxygenase activity. Gene Ontology annotation, biological process: carnitine biosynthetic process.
AUGUUGGGGGCGCGAGCAUCGCGAUGUACACCAAACACUGCCAAUGCCACGAGACAUGUAUCGCAACUUAGACCAUAUUCUCAAACAACCUCUAGCCCCAAACACCCAAAAGACUCCAAAAAUGACCGCAAAGCCGAACUCUCAAAAGCUAAUACCAAGGAACCUACUGCCAUCCCAAGAGAACCAAAAAGCACAAAUAUAAGCCCCGUCCCAUACACCAGCCAACUUUCCUCCAGAUCCCGUUCUUUCCACCUGGGAAAAGCCGAUCCCAUCCGCGCAACCAGCAUGUCGCAGUUCCUGCGGCAGGCACAAUUCGAACUCAAUGAGCUGCAGGCGCGGCAGCGCGGGCUGCACCAUAGACUGCAAGGACCGUACAACGUGCGUGUCAGCGUCAUGGCGCCUCCUGUGCGACGAGAUCGAGUGGACAUGCGUGACGGGAGCGUGUGGGUGGGUGAUAAGCGGAUCCCGAAUGUGUGGUUGAGGGACAAUUGUCAGUGUGGGACUUGUAUGCAUGGGGAUACGCGACAGCGGUUGGUGGAUUCGUUUGGGAUUCCGGCGGGGAUUGGGAUGGAGAAGUAUGAGAUUGAGGGGGAGGAGGAGGGGGAUGGGGGGAGGAGGUUGAAAGUUACGUGGGAGGAUGGACAUGAGAGUUCUUAUCCUUUUUCGCUGCUGCGCCAGACGCUUAAGACGGAGGCGGCGAAGGUGGUGCAGCGGUUGGGGCUUGUGCCGCUUUCUCUGUGGGAUAAGGGGGUUGCGGCGGAGCCGCCGAUAGUGGACUACAAGGGUGUUAUGAGCGGGGAGAUGGCGGGAUUGCUGAAGCAUCUACGUGAAUAUGGGUUUUGCUAUGUGGAUGGGACGCCGUUUGAGGAUCCGCAGGAUACGAAGGCGUUGUUGGAGAAGAUUGCGUUUAUACGCGAGACGCAUUAUGGUGGGUUCUACGACUUUACGGCUGAUUUGGCGAGUAAGGAUACGGCGUAUACGAAUAUUGCGCUGGAGGCGCAUACGGAUACGACUUACUUUUCUGAUCCAGCGGGACUGCAGGCGUUCCAUUUGCUGUCGCAUACGGAUGGGGAGGGGGGAGCUAGUUUGCUUGUCGACGGGUUCAAGGUUGCUGAAGAACUUCUCAAAACGGACAAGCAGGCGUACGGGAUUCUCGCCACGGUAAAUGUUCAUGGACAUGCGUCAGGGAACGAUGGCAUAUCGAUUCAGCCAUACCGCGGCUUCCCCGUGCUGGAACACGAUAUUGCAACGGGAGAUCUCCUGCGCGUGCGCUGGAACUCUUCUGAUCGCGCGUCGAUUGAGCUCCCCAUCGACCAGGUGGAAACGUGGUACGAUGCUGCAAGGAAGUUUGAUACAUUGCUGAAGAAGAAAGAGAACGAGUACUGGGAGCAAUUGAAGUCAGGACGGGUACUAAUCUUCGAUAACUGGAGAGUGCUACAUGGACGGAGCAGCUUCACUGGGAAGAGAAGGAUCUGUGGUGCGUACAUUGCUCGGGACGACUGGAUUAGUAAAUUCAAAAUGGCCGAGUUUGGACAGAGCAAGGUCUUGGAGGGACUCUCUAUAAACUAG